This is a messenger RNA of Acaulospora morrowiae, 3273 nucleotides long. The record is from the annotation of a GenBank genome assembly. NCBI's taxonomy places the organism in Eukaryota, Fungi, Glomeromycota, Glomeromycetes, Diversisporales, Acaulosporaceae.
AUGCCAACUUUCAGCAACCUUACGGAUUCUCAAUCUCAAUUCGCAAGAUUGCCUGUGAUGGAAAUGGAAACUGACGAGGAGAAUUGGGAUGACAUAGAGAUUCCCUUUUCAGGUCUAAUCGCACAAGAUGGUCUCGAUAAAAUGAUAGUUGAUAGUGAUGACGAAGAGAGAAAGGAGAUGGACGAAGAUUACCACGUGAAAAAUGACAGAGGUUUACCGAUCACCACCAUAAUAAGUUCACCUACAUCUCCAAAAAAAUCAUCUUACGUUAGUCACCCUUUAAAGAAUACAAAAAAUCAUAAUACUAUCGGUUUCGGCGGUGAUGCUAAGAUUCGCGUUGGUGUUUCCGGUGAAUUCAAUUCACAUCCGAUAACAAAAACGAAUACCACCUCAACCGCGUCGAAACAACGAAGAAUUGUUAAGGAGGGCGUUAAGGCAGUAAAAUCAAUCUUUUGUGUAUCCGGUUUAGCAAAUUUUACUGUGUCAAAAUCGACGUUAAAUAGUGACAAGGAAUUCACUGGUACCAUAACGAGAUUAGGCGAUGAAUCGAAAAAAGUUGUAGACAUGAGCGACUGGGAUAACGACAUAGAAAUACCCGAAAUUGGAUUGUCCUUAAGUAAUCUUGCCAAAUCCGAUAAAACCGGUAGGAUUGUAAUGGGUAAUGAUGAUUGUGAAAAUUUUGAUAAUUGGGAUGAAGAAAUUCAAGAUUUAGAUCAUAACGAAUCUUAUUUACCGAAAAUUCAAAAUCGAAAUAUUAUGAUCAAGAGGGUCGAUGAACCUGCCAGAGUUUCCUCAAUGUUUAAAAGUGAAAAGGUUGUUGAAAGCUUUGAUCAAGAUUUUGAUCUGUUGGAUGUAGAUGUUGAUAAGCUUGAUCUUUCAAAGGAUGCAUUGAAAGUACAUUCGAAUGGUAGAGAAGGGUGUGAAGAAAAUGCAGACAUGUUUGAUUCAGAGAGUGCCAGUACGAGGACCGGAAUGCAUUCUAGGAAUUCUUCUAUGCUAAGUUCGCUCCCAAGUCCUGCUCCAAGUGGCCCUCAGAGUGAGGAUGAAGGAUUUGAUGACAUCCAGUUUCCAGAAUAUUUGGGCGCUCUUAAACUUCUUCCACCUUCAGAUUCAACACAUUCACAAAUAAGGAUGAAGGAUGAGGGUCUUGAUUUUCAGAACUCGGACACCAAGGACUAUCGGUUAUUUGAUGACGAUAACGAUGAUUGGUCUGGGUUGGAAGUGCAAGAUGACAAUGUUUUUGAAUCAAAACAUAAAAACAUUGUACCUCGAACUCUUCCCAUACAACAGAAGAGACCAAGAAGAGAAUCAUUUACUAUCGAAUUUUCGCCACCUUCGUCGAUGCAGUUGGUCACUGAGAAUACAUCAAAUCUUAAUUCGGAUCCUCCACGAAUGGAUUGCUCGUCCAUCAUUAUUGAAAAUCUUCGAUCAACUAAUUCUUCUCUGAAGAGUUCUGAUAGUGCCAAUUCCAAAAUUGAAUUAGAUGGUUGUAAUGUCAGUUCAUCACCGAGCGGUCCGACGAAGAAACAGGUGGCACUCAAAAAUUCCGUGGCAUCAUCUACUGCAUCGCCUUCUAAAAAAGUGACAUCUCAUCCAAAGAGAGAGAUCGUAGUAUCGGCAAAAAUUCCAUCGACAACUUCUUCAUCGCACGGAUACAAGUCAAACGCCACCGCAUCAAAGAGUCCUCUCCUACUAAAGGCAUCGGGAUCUCCGUCGACGCCCAAGGGGAAAGAAAAGUCUUUGGUGACAUCUAACCUAUUGGCAAAAACGCGCUCAUCAAAAAAAUUGAAUUCGAGUGCCAAUGUCACCGCUGGUAGUAUAAAGGAAAAUCUCAAUUCACCGACCUUAAUGCACAAGAAGGAUUCGAGGAUAGGCACUAAGUCUGUACAUUGUGAUUCAUCUAAAAAAUCUGCGAGGUUAGUUUCUCUUUCGUCAAAGUUCUCGACGAAAAAUUCCAAAACGUCGCCUUCCUCCUCAUCCACGAACAUAAAGCCUUUGAGUUUAACGUCAACAAGAACAUCGCCGGUUACCAAAAAAAAUACCGCUAACAGUAAACCAUCUAAGCCUUACAAGAAAUUGUCAUUGACAACCGAUAUCGUUGAUCGUCCAACUUCUCCGAAUGUCACUAAAAGCAAAGCUGUGAUUGGGUUUUUUAAUAACUCCUGCGGGAAUUUACCAUUAACGUAUAUGCAAAAUCAAUCAAAGAUUUAUGGUGAUGGUACGGAAUUAGAUGGAUUUGAUGAUUUACCCGUUUGUUUGGAAAAGGAACGAGAUUUUAGGGUUUAUCCUGUACCGCCGGUAUCUGGUGUGGUCAACAAUAGUAAAAAUGGUAGUGAUGUUAAAGAAUCGGUAUUUCGAAACCUAUCGAAUUUAAAUGACCGAAAGAAUAGUGUUUCUUCCACAUGUUCGAAAUCGUCUACUAAGAGUUCAUCAGAAGCAGGGAAAUGUUCCUCCACCAAAAAGGGCUAUAAACGGAAAAAGCCGCAAUUAAUUCGAAAUUUAAACGCCGAAAAUAAUGUAAAAGUGGUUGGUGAAAUGGUUUAUGAUCCAAUUUUACAAAGAUGGGAUGGCAAUGAAUCGGCAUUGAAGGAUUUUGAAUUAUCACAAGCUCGACCAGGCCUUAUAACAAACAUGGGCCCCUCAACCAACACAAAGUCCCUACAGGUCGUAGGUGAUAUGGUCUUCGAUCCAAAGAAGAUGUGUUGGUUCCACAAGGACGAGGCUAGUUCCGAAGAAGAAUGCUUGGCAUUGUUUGACUUUGAAUCCGACUGCGAUGAGGAUAAUAUACCGAUCAAAUAUCAUACAAUUGAUGGAUCUACAAUGGAUGGAAAUGAUCACGACAAGGAGUUGUCCUUGCCACUACAAGCAUUUAGUGAUGACGAAAACAUAGUUAAGGGUAAGAAGGGACAAAGAAAUUUCAGCAGCAGUGACGAGGACAAAGACACGGAAUUGAAUGGCAACGAAUUUCAGGUUGGAUCAGAAUUUGAGAUGUCGAAAGGGUUUCUUAAAUCUUUAGUGGCAUCGGAAAGACAACAUCGGAAAGAGAUGAAUCAUUGGUAUCCAGCUAUUAGAAGUAUUAGUAAUGAACAAAGAUUUGGAUUAAAGGAUAGCAAUUUUCAAAGAGGAUUUUUAUAUGAAAUCAGGAAAGCCGCUAUGGUAAAUCAAUCUAACACGGUAAGAACUCAUCGAAAGUGUGGUCCCAGCAAACUGCAUUCCUCAAUUCAUGAAAAGCUUGCUUCGUCUAAAUUUCUCGGACGUCCGCAUUUCAGAUGA